Molecule: messenger RNA, 327 nt
Organism: Paraglomus brasilianum
Lineage: Eukaryota; Fungi; Glomeromycota; Glomeromycetes; Paraglomerales; Paraglomeraceae
Source: the annotation of a GenBank genome assembly
AUGCUAAUACUAAAAUCUUAUUCUGCAAAAACGAACUUGGCGACAGAAGAAUAUUCCUUUUUUAAUAUUAACGCAGUGCCGGAAACAGUAUUACAGCAACCAGAUAUCGGCGAGCAACCAGAUAUCGGCGAGGUCAUAACUGAACAGCAACCAGGCGAGGCCAUGACUGAACAGCACCAUAAGCAACCAGAACAUAUCGGCGAGGCCAUAACUGAACAGCAACCGGAGCUUGAACUUACCAAAGACGCCUUAAAGAUAUCAGCAACUGAAGAGCCAAGUUUUACUCGACCAACUUUUUGCAAGAAACACAGGCAAGUGGUUGUCUAG